Messenger RNA from Debaryomyces tyrocola, 453 nucleotides. The record is from the annotation of a GenBank genome assembly. NCBI's taxonomy places the organism in Eukaryota, Fungi, Ascomycota, Pichiomycetes, Serinales, Debaryomycetaceae.
AUGCAAAACUUUUCAACCAUGCUCAAACCACAACCAGUAGGCGAUGGGAAGUACACCAUGUUCAAUGUUUUGAGACCGGAUACUGAAAUCCCUUAUUUCGACACAGAAGAUACUGGUAGGUUUGUGGGGGUUAUUCUUAAUGAGCCAGAAAAGUUUCACGGAAAGAUUCUUAAUGCGGCUAAUGGCUUGUAUUCGUAUGAAGCUAUUGCUAAAAUAAUCAGCAAGGAUACUGGGAAAGAUGUGAAUUACCAACAAAUACCAGUAAAUGCAUUUAAAGAACAAAUACCAGAGCCAAUUGCUUUAGAGAUUACGGAAAUGUUUCAAUUCUUCGAUAAAUAUAAUUACUAUGGUCCCCAAACGAGGAAAAAGGUCGAAUGGGGAAUGCAGCAAGUUUCCGACAAACUUAGUACGUUCGAGGAGUUUUUCAAGAGGAAUCCUCUCGGAUUGGAAUAA